GGUAAUAGUAUUGUGACAGCAAAUCCGACAAAUCCAACAGCUGGACCAACAACAACAGUACCCACAGGAACAGCAGCAACAACAACAGCACCCACAGGAACAGCAGCAACAACAACAGCACCCACAGGAACAGCAGCAACAACAACAGCACCCACAGGAACGGCAGCAGUAACAACAAAACCUACAAGCCAACCGUUACCAAAUACAAUCUUGGCAUCAUCUAUACGUAUUGAAGACGUGAUGCAUCAUCUUGAUGACUUACAGAUUAUAGCAACUAAUGCAGAUGGUAAUCGAGCCAUUCAUACACGUGGAUUUAAUGAAACACUUGAUUACAUUUAUAAUGUUCUUAAACUUAAUACAAAUUAUAAUAUUACACAAAGUUUUUUUCCAGUGAGAGACAGUACCCUUGCCAGUAAUCCAGUUUUACUGAUUUCAAUUAAUGAUGCCAUACAGAACUAUACAUACUCAACCAAUCUAGCAAUAGCUGAUUUUACUGUAGCAAGAUUCUCAACAUCACUAGAUUUAACAGAUUAUGUUGCCAUUACUGUUAUUCCUAAUCUGGGUUGUGAUGACACAGAUUGGGAAAAUAAUAAUAUGUCAGUGGCUGGACAAGUAGCAUUAGUUAAACGAGGUAAUUGCACGUUUGUUAAAAAAGCCCAACAAGCGUCAAAAUACAAUGUUACUGCUCUUUUCAUAUAUAAUGAUGGUGCACCUGGUAAUGUAAGACCUAUGUCUAUUAGUGUUGGUGAGGCAAAUGAAAUACCAGUACUCUCUCUUUCUUAUACUCUUGGUCAGGAACUUGCUGAUGCUGUUCAAGAUCCAGCAAACAACGUCACAGCACUUAUCAAUAUUAAUCUACUCAACGACAAGCCAUUACCAGUAGGUAAUAUUUGUGCUGAUACACCUUCCGGUGAUCCUGCUCAAACUAUUGUUAUUGGAAGUCAUAGUGACAGUGUACCUGCUGGUCCUGGUAUUAAUGAUAAUGGUAGUGGUAGUGCAGCUAAUCUUGGUCUUGCUAUUGCUUUAGCUCGACUAUUUCAAACACCUAACUAUCCUGAAUAUAAAUAUCGUAUUCGAUUUUGCUGGUGGGGUGCUGAAGAAGUUGGACUUCUUGGUUCCAAUUUUCAUGUCAGACAAGCAAAGAAUGCCACAACUGUUGGUGAGCGACUUCAAGAUUAUUUAAUUAAUCUUAAUUAUGAUAUGCUUGGAUCACCUAAUUAUAUCUUUGGUAUUUAUGAUGGUCAAACAGCAAAUAAUGACACUCCAUCUGAAGCCCGUCCAGGUAGCGAUAAAAUCACUGCUCUCUUUCGUGAUUGGUUUGAUACACAAAAGUUACCUUGGAAUAAUACUGAUUUUAGUGGUCGAAGUGAUUACGGUCCCUUUUUAGCCGAAGGUAUAGUUGCUGGUGGUCUAUUUACUGGUGGUGACGAUGUCAAAGAUCAACAAACACGUGAUUAUAUGGACCAAAUGCUUGGUCAAGGAAUGGGUGGUAUUGCUGGUGCUGACUAUGAUCCAUGUUACCACAAGGCUUGUGAUUCGAUUCAAAAUAUAAAUGAAUUUGCAUUUGAGAAAAUGAUGCAAGCAGCUGCUUAUGCUUUAGAAAGUUUAGCUCGACAAGAUAAUCUAACACAAUGGCUUUAUCCAAAUGGUAGAUCUACACGUUCUAAUAAUGAAUCACCACAACGAAAAUAUGACUCUAUAAAUGAAUAUUUUGGCAUGCCUUAUUUAUAG
Molecule: messenger RNA, 1731 nt
Organism: Adineta steineri
Lineage: Eukaryota; Metazoa; Rotifera; Eurotatoria; Adinetida; Adinetidae
Source: the annotation of a GenBank genome assembly